Messenger RNA from Malassezia globosa CBS 7966, 2652 nucleotides. RefSeq lists its product as uncharacterized. Gene Ontology annotation, cellular component: extracellular region; cell surface. NCBI's taxonomy places the organism in Eukaryota, Fungi, Basidiomycota, Malasseziomycetes, Malasseziales, Malasseziaceae. The record is from RefSeq and is a predicted model, not a curated record. Gene Ontology annotation, biological process: glucan catabolic process. Gene Ontology annotation, molecular function: beta-glucosidase activity. The transcript has a single exon. Bases 1 to 2652 code for a protein of 883 amino acids.
AUGCCUGGCAUACCAACGUCUUCGGGUACGAGGGAGACACAGUCUAGAAACCCCUUUUUGACGACGCUGCCGCGAGGAAAUGAAGGAGACAUGCGCUCCGCUGGUCGUACAGGCGAGUCGAGCUCGCGGAUCACCUCUUCAGGUGGUUCGCCAGGCACCACCGCUCAGUCGGAAUUCCAUCCAGCUGCUAUGGAAAGCCAGUCAACGUUUCAUGAUGCGAAUGAGUUGGAUACGUUGAGUGCAUCCCAUGGCUCGAACCGACCAAGCACUGAUAAUUCCGAUUUUGGCGAUGCUUCGAGCUUUAUCUCCAUCCCCAUAUAUGACACUCCUCUUGACUUUGAUUUUAUCCAUGAGUCUAUGCCUCCUGUGAGCACAUCAGGCGGAGCGCCUUUACCUCUUCACCGCGAGGUGUCCGGCCUGUAUCCUCAUCGGAACGGUGUCAACACUCCUACAGCGCAUCUCGCGUCUUCUUCGAGUCAGCGGACCGUCAAACAGAGUACGAUUCGCGACUCCAAGCCGUCUGAUGCGGCUCUGCUAACUGAUGCACUUGCAAACAAUGACGUUGGUCAGCCCGCUCCUGCUCGUCGCACGACGGUCGGCGACGCACGUGCAUCUAGGCCCAUCGCAACAGAUCCAUACAAGCAACCGCAGUUCAAGAGAGAUACUGCCUUCUCAUCUAUGGACAGUGCUCGGCCAUCUUCUCGACCUCAAACGCCCGGCUCUGCGUCUCGACCCGCCUCUGGCAUGGGUGCAUCGCGCUCGUCUGCGACGCUCCUCAGUAACCGGUCAUCCUAUCGGAAUGGUCAGAAUGUGUCUGCGUUGCGUGCGGAUGGGUUCAGAUCGCCUACUCGUGCCGAAAUGUCUGAGCAAACCAGAGCAGCAAGUGCGACGCCUGGAACUCCCGCCCCAGCCAUGGCAACCUCAGAGUCAGACAUGUUGGACGCACCUACGACAUCUACGAUCAAGCCCAUCAAGCGUUCGAAGCAGAAAAAAUCAGCGGCAACAGGGGUAGCGGCAGGGGCAGCGGCGACAGCAGGAGCCGGAGCAGGAGCUGCGGGUCUCUCAUCGGUCAACAAGCCAGAUGCUCCCACAGCUGGAGCUCAGGCAUCACAAUUGGCAUCGGAUCCUCCCAAGAGUAUUAAGCCAGCCAAGCAAGCGCCUCAACAUGCGAAUGCUGUGCCGUUCGGCGAGAAGCCUGUAAAGCAUGUAAACCCAUUGUAUGUGGACAUCGCUACGAAUCCAAAGAAGCCAUGGUACAAGCGAUUCCCCUGGCUUCCCUGGCUCCUUGGUGCAUUAGCGUUGGCGGUUAUUCUCGGAGUUGCUCUUGGUGUGGGUCUGGGUGUGGGACUGAGUAACAACGAUGACAAUAAGAACCUGAGUCAAAAGCCCAAUUCGAAGGAUGAUGGUCAGAGUUCGGACUCCUCCGGACAUGGUGGUAAGCCUGCCUCUGUGCCGAAGGAUCUCAAGCCAUUACCGAAAUGGAACUGGACGUCUACCACAAAUAAAGUAUUUGGUACUAACCUCGGCGGACUGUUUCUCUUGGAACGCUGGAUGUUUGAAGACUGGAUGGUCGAGGUGGGGGGUCUUGAUGCGUGGGACGAAUAUUCUCUGUCUGAAAAGCUUGGUGACAAGCUCCAAGAGCCAUUGCGGCAACACAUAGACUCUUGGUUUACCGAAGAUGACAUGAAUACCCUACAGGAUGCCGGUGUCAAUAUGAUCCGCAUCCCCCUGGGAUACUGGCCGUUUCUCUCGACGAAACUCACCAAUGAGCCAUACCAGAAUGCCUCACAUCUUGAAAAGCUCUCCGACAUUAUGUAUUGGUCGUGGAACCGCAGUAUGUAUGUCCUGAUCGACAUGCAUGGCUUGCCCGGCAGCCAGAACAACGACCAAUCGAGUGGGCACAACUAUACAUCCAAUGACAACCAGCAAAUAUCUGAAUGGUAUUCGGAUGCGAAUCAGAAUUACUCGCGACAGAUGGUCGACAACAUGCUCGGCUGGCUUGACGCACACCCAGCCAAGUCGGUGGUUGCAGGCAUAACUACGGUCAAUGAACCUAAGGUAUAUUCAAAGCGAAGCUACGAGUCAGCGCUGCGUGACUUUUACGACUUCAGUAUCGAGAGGCUCAAACCGCAUGGCAUUCCACUUGUGGCACACCAUGCUUUUGUUGAUUCUCCUUACCAGCACUGGAAGUCAUACGCGUCCAACAAGAGUCCCGACACAUUCAUCUUCGAUGACCAUCCAUAUCCUGCGUGGUUCCAGACACCCGAGCCUUCAGACAAGGACAAGAUGAUCAGCAGCAUUUGCCAGUACAAGGAAGACAUGAUCGAUUUCCCUGUGCCCGUACUGUACGGCGAGUUCUCAGCCAUUAAUAUCCUCAACGACACCCAAUGGACUACGGACUACCUGAAGACGCAGCUCAAGGUAUUUGGCUGGUCAGCUGGAUCGACUUUCUUCAACUUCCGUGUCAACAAAAGCGAGAAUCCUGUGUUGGCCUCGCCUUAUGCCAUCGGCGGCAAGUACUCCAUGUUGGAAAUGCUUCAGGCCGACAGUGAGAUCGGUCACUUUCCACCCCGCAACACAACUAUGCCUGUCAUCGAGUUCACCAACCAACUAUCGAAUAGCUGCGGAGACGACCCACAAAUUACGUGGUAA